Messenger RNA from Synchiropus splendidus (mandarinfish), 1888 nucleotides. Its product is annotated as intraflagellar transport protein 56. Gene Ontology annotation, cellular component: intraciliary transport particle B; ciliary basal body; ciliary base. The transcript is spliced from 18 exons. Bases 97 to 1770 code for a protein of 557 amino acids. Gene Ontology annotation, molecular function: protein binding; intraciliary transport particle B binding. NCBI's taxonomy places the organism in Eukaryota, Metazoa, Chordata, Actinopteri, Syngnathiformes, Callionymidae. The record is from RefSeq and is a predicted model, not a curated record. Gene Ontology annotation, biological process: intraciliary transport involved in cilium assembly; intraciliary anterograde transport.
UGUCAGCGGAGAGAUGGUUCUUGGAAGACGUUACCAGGGGGAGAGAUAAACAAUCCGCGUCCCUUAUGCAUUUUCGUCUCAUACCAAACAAUCGACAUGAUCCUCUCUCGAGUGAAGCCAGCUGUCGGGGGAGAAACACCGGCGUCCAGCGGGGAGAAAAAGAAGAGAAACCAGACCAAAGUUCCCAGUCUGGAGGAUUAUCUACAGCAGCGAGACUAUCUUGGCGCCCUGACGCUGUUGGAGUUUCAGAGAAGCGUUGGGGAGAAAGAAGAGCAUGCGGACCUGUGGAUUGGUUUUUGUGCCUUCCACUUGGGAGAUUACAAGCGAGCCAUGGAGGAGUACAAGUCUCUGACCACCAAGCCCGACUGUCCCACUGAUGUCUGGGUCUAUCUCGCUUGUGCCCUGUUUUUUCUUGGACUCUAUAAGGAGGCUGAGGAGGCUGCGUCAAAAGGACCAUCGUCCCCGCUCCAGAACCGUCUUCUUUUCCAUUUGGCACACAAGUUCAAUGAUGAGAAGAGGCUGAUGGGAUUCCACCAGAACUUGGAGGAUGUGACUGAGGACCAGCUGAGUCUUGCUUCUAUCCACUACAUGCGCUCACACUAUCAAGAAGCAAUUGAUAUUUAUAAGCGUCUACUUCUGCAAAACAGAGAUUUCCUGGCUCUGAAGGUGUAUGUGGCUCUGUGCUACUACAAGCUGGACUACUACGACGUGUCCCAGGAGGUGCUGGCUGUCUACCUGCAGAGCAUUCCUGACUCCACCAUCGCCCUCAAUCUCAAAGCCUGUAACCAUUUCAGGCUGUACAACGGGAAGGCGGCUGAGGCGGAGCUGAAGAACCUCAUGGACAUAUCCUCAUGCUCAUUUGAGUUUGCUAAGGAGCUUAUCCGACACAACCUGGUGGUGUUCAGAGGUGGGGAGGGGGCGUUGCAAGUACUUCCCCCAUUGAUCGAUGUGAUCCCUGAGGCUAGACUCAACCUGGUCAUCUACUAUCUGAGACAAGAUGAUGUCCAGGAAGCAUACAACCUCAUCCAAGAUUUGGUCCCGACAACUCCACAGGAGUAUAUUUUGAAAGGAGUGGUGAACGCUGCCUUGGGUCAGGAAAUUGGAUCGAGGGAUCACUUGAAAAUUGCUCAGCAGUUCUUCCAGCUGGUGGGAGGGUCAGCCAGUGAAUGCGACACUAUUCCUGGCAGGCAGUGCAUGGCCUCCUGCUUCUUCCUCCUGAGACAGUUUGAGGAUGUCCUCAUAUAUCUCAACUCGGUCAAGGGUUACUUCUACAACGACGACACUUUUAACUUCAACUAUGCUCAAGCUAAAGCAGCACUCGGAAACUACAAAGAAGCUGAAGAGUUUUUUCUGCUGAUACAAAGUGAAAAGAUCAAGAACGACUAUAUUUACCUCAGCUGGCUGGCUCGCUGUUACAUAAUGAACCAGAAAGGCCGCCUUGCCUGGGAGCUCUACCUGAAGAUGGGCACUUCGUCGGAUUCCUUCAGUCUGCUUCAGCUCAUUGCCAACGACUGCUACAAGAUGGGUCAGUUUUACUACGCAGCCAAAGCCUUUGACGCCUUGGAAAAGUUGGAUCCUGGUUCCAAUUACUGGGAGGGCAAGAGAGGAGCAUGUGUUGGAAUCUUUCAGCUCAUACUGGCGAACAAAGAGCCCAAGGAGACGCUCGGCGAGGUUGUGCUUUUGCUGCGGAACUCGGGGAACCCCCAGGUUGAGUACAUCAUCCGAACUCUGAGGAAGUGGGCCAAAGACAAUCGAGUUCUGCUGUCAUGACAGUGACACGCUCCUUGUUUCCAGUUACCACCACAUAUGCAGAUAUGAAUUUAGAAUCAUACUUCUGUGUUUUGACCUGAAUGUUGCAAUACCGUGCUGUGCUUGUAUAUUCGUAAUA